AGUAAAUAUGAUGGCAGUAAGGACGAUUCCUCUAUUCACCGAUAUGUAUGGACGUUACUUUAAUUUGUGCGUGUAGAAUAUUUAUUAUUAUUUUCCGACAGUGCUGUAAAAGUUGUAUGUGUUAAGAUAUGACGUGUGGAAGAUAGAUAUAUAUUAAUUAAAAGAUGAAUAUGAAGGCUGCAUAAGAAAAAAAUUUGUGAAGCAAUAUGAGAGUAAGCUAUUUAUCGAAAUACCCGCCAAGUAAUUUCGCUAUUGUUGCUACCAAGGUUGAAUUUGAGAAAACCCGUGUCGAACAAAUCCUCAUUUAUACUCCAUCAGAUAGUGUUACUACGAUGUAGAUGGAGAAGAAAAAUUUAAUCUAGUAGAAACAAACGGGCAGCGGAAAAAGUUACCAUGUAUCAGAUACUACAUCUUCGUAGUCGUCUGUUAAGAACCCUUAUUCUAGGAUUGAUCUGCUUGACUUUCUACGCGUAUUAUCGUACUACGUACUACGAUGUCCCUCAAUAUACCGUACCACGAAACGUCAGUCAUCCUGCAUCUCAAGAGAUUUAUAAGCAACGACCAAAUGCCAGCAUAGAGGUUCAUAUUGGAAUUUUGCCCAAGAAUGAUUCUCCUGGGCUACCUGUCGUUGACCCCUAUAAUGUACAAAAUGCCAGUAAUCUUUCAAAUUCUGUGAUUACUACACAGUCAACAUCUUCUAGUUCUCAAGUUGCGAGUGUAUCAAUUGUUGAAAAAGUCAUGAAUGAAACAAAAGAAACACCUGUGGUUUUGAAUGAGUAUUCUGCACGUGCUAUUUAUGAAGCUGGCCAUACGGUACCAAUUCCAGAGAGAUGUCCGAAUUUUGGUAAAGAAAUGGAUUUGGUAAUAAUAAUAAUGUCUGCACCGACGCAUCUAGAAGCUAGGAUGGCAAUACGACAAACAUGGGGUCAUUUUGGUCAGAGAAGCGAUAUCAGUAUCUUGUUCAUGUUAGGAGCAACUGUGGACUCCAGAGUAGAAACAAUUUUAAAAAAGGAGCAAAAAACAUACAAUGAUGUGAUACGUGGAAAAUUUUUAGAUUCCUACUCUAAUUUGACGCUUAAAACGAUUUCCACUCUCGAAUGGGUUGAUAGCUAUUGCUCCAAGGUUAAAUUUAUUUUAAAGACUGAUGACGACAUGUUUAUUAAUGUUCCACGUCUACAAGGUUUUGCAAUUAUGCAUGCAAAAGAUAAGAACGUAAUAUUUGGUAGGCUAGCUAAGAAAUGGAAACCAAUUAGGAGUAAAAAGAGCAAGUAUUAUGUAUCCCAAACACAGUUCAAACAUACUGUUUUUCCAGAUUUUACUACUGGACCAGCUUAUCUUUUGUCCAGCGACAUCGUGCGUAAACUAUACGAUGCUGCAUUAGAUCAAACAUAUCUUAAACUUGAAGAUGUUUUUGUAACUGGUAUAGUUGCGGAUAAAUUGGGAAUAAAAAGGAUACAUGAUAACGAAUUUUUAAAUAAAAAAUAUCGUAUAGUGUGUGCAAUGUUGAACGAAGUAUCAGUAUCCACAUGGUCAAAUACAGCGAGCAAUUUGAUCUUUGGAAAAAAUUAUUUGAUAACAAAAGUAAAUGUAAAUGAUAAAUAGCACUUAAGGUAAUAGGUGCUUGAGAUUUCCAAAUUACAUGAUAAAUUACUUAUUAUGCAACACAUCAUUUGACUGUUGCUCGACGAUUGUUUGAGAUACACCGUUCAACUGUGCUCAGUUACAUGUAUAAAACAAAUAAUGUUAACUCUCUAUUUCGU
Messenger RNA from Eufriesea mexicana, 1760 nucleotides. RefSeq names its product beta-1,3-galactosyltransferase 1. Gene Ontology annotation, cellular component: Golgi membrane. Gene Ontology annotation, molecular function: hexosyltransferase activity. Gene Ontology annotation, biological process: protein O-linked glycosylation. The record is from RefSeq and is a predicted model, not a curated record. NCBI's taxonomy places the organism in Eukaryota, Metazoa, Arthropoda, Insecta, Hymenoptera, Apidae.